AUGUACUCUUACUACGUAUUUGUCGUCCCGCCCAAUACGCUUGGUCCCUGCCAUCUCUGUCUCGUUCCAAUGGACGACGUCAGUGAACGCGAAGAUAUUUCUAGGACAUAUGUUCGCAACAUUAAAGAUCCCAUUUACGAUUAUAUCGAAGUCGAGACCUUCUUCUUCCAGUUUAUCGACACGCGGCAAUUCCAACGUCUGCGGAACAUCAAACAGCUUGGGACAUCCUAUUUCGUAUGGCCUGGAGGGUCACACAACCGGUUUGAACAUUGCCUCGGCGUCAUGCAUCUCGCAAAGAUCAUGGUAGACCAUCUCUCGCAGCAAGCGGGCCUGGGGAUUACAUUGCGAGAUCGCAGAUGCGUCCAACUUGCUGGUCUUUUGCACGAUCUAGGCCAUGGCCCAUUUAGUCAUGUCUUUGACGGGCAAUUCAUACCUCGGGCUCGUCCAGGCUACGAUUGGAAACAUGAAGAUGCAUCCGAACUCAUGUUUGAGGCAAUGCUCAAGGAAAAUGAAAUUGAGAUGCCCCAGCAGGAUAUCGCGUUUGUUCGCGAUCUCAUUGCAGGGAUAGACCGCCAUCCAGAGAAUCAGGAGAAGGCUUACCUCUUUGAAAUCGUCGCGAACAAGCGGAACGGAAUAGACGUGGACAACUCGGGAUACACACCAGAUCGGAGGAAACAAGUGCAGCUUAGCGGCUAUGAGAUUGAUAAAAUCAAGUCGCACAUUACAAAUGUCUUCCUUGUGUUCCAAGAGAGAUGGAGCCUUCACAAACGAGGUAUCAUCAACUUAGACUUCAGAGUUGCCGAACUUGACAUCAAAGCAGUUUAUACUCAUCCAGCUGCAAAGGCAAUUGAGUAUAUGGUUGUGGAUGCCCUUCUUGCUGCUGAUCCUAUAAUGCGCAUAUCCGAACAAGUCGAUGAUCCGGCUCGGUACGUCUUCCUUACGGACGCCAUACUCGAAGAUAUUGAGAGGUCGACGGACGAGGCUCUAGCACCUGCAAGGGACAUCGUUUAUCGCCUUCGGACUCGGCUGCUUUACAAAUGCGUCGACGUACUACACCUUCACCCACACGAAGAAAUGCAGCUGAAGGAUAUCGUGACCGCUCAAGCGAUUGCUCUUGAAGCCAAUAGAGUUCGGGCAAGCUCAUCCUCUACACAAAAUUUACCAGAAGUCGUUCCUGUGGAUAUCAUCGUUGACUGGACUUUUGUGCACUUUGGAAUGAAGGAUAAGAACCCGGUCGAUCUUGUACUGUUCUACGGGAAACACAAUCCUGACGAAGCCUUUCACGCGCGCGCAGAGGAGUAUAGUAGAACGUUCCCACAUAACUUUGCGGAGGUAGCGUUACGCGUCUUCACAAGGAACCGAAGCCUGUAUGGACUAGUUCAGGCCGGCUUUCGUGCUGUCCUGAAAAAAGGAUCCUUGGAAACAUCUGGCCACGUGGUUGGAGGCAACGAAGCAAGAACACCAGCGAGGACCAGCAUUCCUCUUGGUGAAGAACAGAUACCUGGAGGCUCAGCUGGAAGUCGACUGGAAGAGAAAUUCUACGAUGGGAACCCUUUCACUUUAGUCCCUCCAACCUAUGCUUCGACGGGGUCCCCGAGCAUGAAAGGCAAGCGAUCGUUGCAGCAUCUUCGCUCCACACCCUCCUCGCGAACGUCUCCUGCACUAAGUUACAAAGACCUACCAACGACCGCACAUUCUCUUCUUGGGUCCGCUCCCUCGGUCACCGCAUCGAAACGGUUACAUGACGGGGAGGGCACACACUCACCACAGAAGAAGACUCGCUUAGACUAA
Molecule: messenger RNA, 1791 nt
Organism: Serendipita indica DSM 11827
Lineage: Eukaryota; Fungi; Basidiomycota; Agaricomycetes; Sebacinales; Serendipitaceae
Source: the annotation of a GenBank genome assembly